Messenger RNA from Triticum urartu, 1469 nucleotides. RefSeq names its product Radical SAM superfamily protein. Gene Ontology annotation, biological process: lipoate biosynthetic process. Gene Ontology annotation, cellular component: mitochondrion; chloroplast. Gene Ontology annotation, molecular function: lipoate synthase activity; 4 iron, 4 sulfur cluster binding. Lineage: Eukaryota; Viridiplantae; Streptophyta; Magnoliopsida; Poales; Poaceae. The record is from RefSeq and is a predicted model, not a curated record.
GGCCGCCCACUCGGAGGGGUAAAACUGGAACGGGCAAAACCUUACCCCUCGCUCCGAGCCCAUCGCCCGCGCCCGCACGGCGCCACGGCUAGACAAGCCUGCGCAAUCCGGCGCCCGAUUCGCCGGCCACGAUGCACAGCUCGCUCGCGAGGCAGGUGGGCCCGCCGAUCCGGCCUGGCUGCGCGAACCAGAGCUGCCGCCGCGAUCGAUCCGGCUCGGUCCGGUGCCGCGCCGAGGCCGCGCCGCCGGUGUCCGUCGCCAGGACGGGGCCGUACACCGGGAGGGACCCGGAGGUGAAGAAGCCGGCGUGGCUGAGGCAGAGGGCGGCGCACGGGGAGAAGUACGCGCGGAUGCGGGAGUCGCUCGGCGAGCUCAAGCUCAACACCGUCUGCGUCGAGGCCCAGUGCCCCAACAUCGGCGAGUGCUGGAACGGAGGGGGAGGGGCGGGCGGGGAAGGCGACGGCAUUGCCACGGCGACCAUCAUGGUGCUCGGCGAUACUUGCACGCGCGGCUGCCGAUUCUGCGCCGUGAAGACCAGCAACAAGCCUCUGCCGCCGGAUCCCAUGGAACCUCUGAACACGGCCUUGGCAGUUGCAAGUUGGGGAGUAGACUAUGUUGUGCUGACAAGUGUUGAUAGAGACGACUUACCUGAUGGUGGAAGUGGCCAUUUUGCUCAGACAGUGAGAGCUUUGAAGGAGCUCAAACCUGGGAUAUUGGUGGAAUGCUUAACCUCGGACUUUCGAGGUGAUCUGGAGGCUGUUUCCUCUUUGGCCGAUUCUAAUCUAGAUGUCUUUGCACACAACAUUGAAACUGUGAGGAGUCUGCAGAGAAUUGUGAGGGAUCCUCGCGCAGGGUAUGAGCAGAGCUUAGCUGUUCUAAAGCAUGCAAAAAUUUGCAAAGAAGGGAUGAUAACCAAGUCUUCUAUCAUGCUUGGUCUUGGGGAAACUGACGAGGAGGUGAAGCAAGCCAUGAUUGACUUAAGGGCAGUUGGUGUUGAUAUUCUCACAUUGGGCCAAUAUUUACAGCCAACAGAAAAAUAUUUGACGGUUAGAGAGUAUGUGACGCCUGAGAAGUUCCAGUUUUGGAAGGAGUAUGGUGAAUCGUUGGGUUUUUGUUAUGUUGCUAGUGGACCUCUGGUCCGGUCUUCGUACCGUGCAGGAGAGCUCUUUGUCGAGAAUUUGGUCAGAAAUAAGAAGAUUAAGCCUGCAUCUGGCUCCUCUUAAGUCUCAACCAAGAUAUGUCAACCUACAAAAGCAGUCCAUCGGGUUCUUCCACUUUGUAUGUUCAGAGCAGCACCAGAAAAGCGGGGGCGGCACAAUCAUUAUAUUAUUCUGGAAGUUUGUCCCCUGCUUUCUUUUUUGAAUAUGCACACACACUUUUGAUAGUUAUCACUGUAGAUGCCCAGAUGCCAUUUUUGCUGUUGUAUCAUUACCUUUGAAAGAAUAUAGCAAAAGCUAUUCAUGAGUCCA